GCAGACUGCCAGGCGGGGCCACAGCAGUCUCUCUCUUGGGAACCUGCAACAAGCAUGGAUCAGGAGGCUGUGGGCAACAUUGUUCUGCUGGCCAUCGUCACCCUCAUCAGUGUGGUCCAAAAUGCAUUCUUCGCCCAAAAAGUGGAGCACGAAAGCAAGAUUCAGAAUGGACGGAGCUUCCAGAGGACAGGAACACUUGCCUUUGAACGUGUCUACACUGCCAACCAAAACUGCGUUGAUGCCUAUCCUACCUUCCUGGUGGUGCUCUGGAGUGCGGGGCUACUGUGCAGUCAAGUUCCGGCUGCUUUUGCUGGGCUGAUGUACUUGUUCGUGAGGCAGAAGUACUUUGUCGGCUACCUGGGAGAGAGGACUCAGAGCACCCCUGGCUACAUAUUUGGGAAACGCAUCAUCCUGUUCCUGUUCCUCAUGUCCCUGGCUGGCAUCCUCAACCAUUACCUCAUCCUCCUGUUCGGAAGUGACUUUGAAAACUACAUCAAGACGAUCACCACCACCAUCUCCCCUCUGCUUCUCAUCCCCUGACUGCGGAGCACGGGCCAGUGCGCUCGUCUGAUCGAUGCCUAGGAGUCAUCAGCAUGCAGUGCUUUGAAGGCAUCCGCCCCUCCUAGGGCAGCUGUAAAUCUCAGGACCCUCUGGCCCUCGCAGCUCCACUUAACCUUCCCUUUCCCAGAAGAAAUCGAUUUAGUGUCAGCCCCGCCCCUACCCCCUUGAACUUGGCAAUGGCCCUAGUUUUGUUAUGCAGAUCUCUUUUAUGUAGCUCUCAACUUCUGCUCACCGAGGGUGUUUUGUGACCUGAACCAUGGUUUCUGGAAAUAAAAUACUGGGACUUC
This is a messenger RNA of Ochotona curzoniae (black-lipped pika), 848 nucleotides long. It is a transcript of the gene ALOX5AP, whose product is annotated as arachidonate 5-lipoxygenase activating protein. NCBI's taxonomy places the organism in Eukaryota, Metazoa, Chordata, Mammalia, Lagomorpha, Ochotonidae. The transcript has 5 exons. Gene Ontology annotation, biological process: leukotriene biosynthetic process. Gene Ontology annotation, cellular component: nuclear envelope; membrane; endoplasmic reticulum. The coding region runs from base 55 to 540 and encodes 161 amino acids. Gene Ontology annotation, molecular function: glutathione transferase activity; leukotriene-C4 synthase activity; enzyme activator activity. The record is from RefSeq and is a predicted model, not a curated record.